Molecule: messenger RNA, 507 nt
Organism: Abrus precatorius (Indian licorice)
Lineage: Eukaryota; Viridiplantae; Streptophyta; Magnoliopsida; Fabales; Fabaceae
Exons: 1
Coding region: 1-507 (168 amino acids)
Source: RefSeq, a predicted model, not a curated record
AUGAUUAGAGCAAAGAUAAAGGUUGUCCAAGAUAGACAAAAGAGCUACCAUGAUCAGCAAAAGAAGGCAUUAGAAUUUCAAGUUGGCGAUCAUGUGUUUUGGAGAGUCUCACCCAUUACUGGAGUUGGUAGGGCAUUGAAAUCUCGAAAGCUAUCUCCUAAAUUCAUUGGACCAUUCGAAGUUCUGAGUAAAGUUGGUCCUGUAGCCUAUCAUAUUGCCUUACCCCCAAAUCUGUCCAAUUUGCAUCCUUUGUUUCAUGUAUCGCAAUUGAGGAAAUACAUUCUAGACCUUUCUCAUGUAAUUGAAUUUGAUCCUGUCCAAGUUCACGAGAAUUUGUCAUAUGAUGUUUUCCUUGUGAAGAUUGUGGAUCAUCGAAUCAAACAGCUAAGGGGUAAAGAUAUUUCAUUGGUAAAGGUGAUCUGGAACGCAAGUGAUGAAGGAGAUACCACUUGUGAACCGAAAGACAAAAUGAAGGAAGCGUAUCCUCAUCUCUUCUUCAAUCAGUGA